Molecule: messenger RNA, 2079 nt
Organism: Diatraea saccharalis (sugarcane borer)
Lineage: Eukaryota; Metazoa; Arthropoda; Insecta; Lepidoptera; Crambidae
Source: the annotation of a GenBank genome assembly
AUGUUACGAGACAUGAGGAGUGCGGGCGCUGGCAGCUCCUCGCACAAGUCGCGCAUACUCCAGGUCCUGGGGAACGCAGUCGCGCUGUUGGUCAUCACCGGGGCGAUCAAACUCAAACCAAGAACAAAAAAGUUGACGUUUUCCGAGCAAAGAACACAAAGAGAAAAAAGCCUCAACAAUGACUGCCAAAAGUUCCAGCUGAACUGUGGGGCUUCAUCCCCAAAAAUAGCUACAAAGUAUGUGUCGCUAGUAGCGAACCGAUCGACGGUGGACGUGGACACAUCACCGGCCCCAACAGAGCCCCCUGGGGCACGGAACCCCGCCCCCGGGGUCUGCCUGCCCGUUAUCGUCAACUUCUGCCAGCAGCAUCGGAUCUCUUACAACUUCACUGUAUUCCCUAAUUACAUUGGUCAUUUUGGACAGAGGGAUGCACAACAAGAUCUAGAAAUAUACGACGCGGUUGUGGACGUGCGAUGCUAUGAACUAACGGCGUUGUUCCUUUGUUCCCUGUUUGUGCCCAAAUGUGGGCCUCUGGGCCACAUGGUGAGGCCUUGUAGGAGCCUAUGUCAAGAAACGAUGCGUCGAUGUGGAUUCUUCUUGGAAGUGUUCGGGUUGUCUAUGCCAGACUAUCUACAGUGUGAGAUAUUCCCGGAGUCCACUGACACUGACGUCUGCCUUGGUAACAGGGAGGUAAAGGAGGCCAGGCUGCGAGCUGCCAAACCAGUGUGUCCCACCGGGUUCCAAUGUGACGUGAAGCGGUGCAUCCCCCACGACUGGCGAUGUGACGGGCACGUGGACUGUGCCGACCGGUCCGACGAGCUGAACUGUCGCGUGUGCAAGCGCAGCGGCGACGUCCACUGCGGGAACCACCAGUGCAUAUCGCAGACUCACAUGUGCGACGGACAUGUCGACUGUCCCUGGGGUCAGGACGAGAGGAAUUGCUUGAGACUAAGCGAGGCAAACGGGGAUGUGGGUCAAGGAGAACUGCAGGUGUACCGAGCGGUUAACCAGUCCUGGUAUCCUGCCUGUCUGUCCAACCUGGAUGACACUACGGCCCUCAAGCUCUGUUCCAUGCUGGGAUACUCAUGGGUCAACAGUAGUGAAGUGAUCCACCCUGGCAAGAAGGCGGGCCCGCGGGCGGGUCGCGUCCAAAUACAGGGGGUGGCACAAUCUUAUCGCACAUUCUUAAGGAACGAGGGAGGGCUGCUGAGAGAGCUCAAGGAUUGCAGACAUGACUCCGCCAGGGUGCACCUCAUAUGCAACAAUUAUGAAUGCGGCAAACGUCGUAAGACGGGGGGUGGAACGAAGCGUAUAGUGGGAGGAGUGGAGGCGUCACCAGGCGAUUGGCCCUUCCUGGCAGCGAUCCUCGGCGGGCCCGAGGAAGUGUUCUACUGCGCAGGAGUCCUAGUCGCCGAUCAGUGGGUGCUCACCGCCUCGCAUUGCGUCGGCAAUCAUUCAGAUGUGAACGGAUGGACGAUCCAACUGGGUAUCACGCGGCGUCGCUCGCACGCGUACUACGGUCAGAAGGUUAAGGUUCGUCGCGUGGUCCCCCACCCGCAGUACAACAUCGGCGUGGCGCACGACAACGACAUCGCCCUGUUCCAGCUGGCCGUGCGCGUGCGGUACCACGAGCAGCUGGCGCCGGUCUGUCUGCCGCCGGCGCGGCGCGCGCUGGCGCCCGGCACGCUGUGCACCGUCAUCGGCUGGGGCAAGCGCGACGACAAGGACAUGUCGGAAUACGAGCCAGCUGUGAACGAGGUGGAGGUGCCGGUGCUGAACCGAGACCUGUGCAACCAGUGGCUGGAGCACCGCGACCUCAACGUCACCGAGGGAAUGAUAUGCGCUGGGUACCCAGAGGGGGGCAAGGAUGCGUGCCAGGGCGACUCGGGCGGGCCGCUGCUGUGCCGGGACCCCGAGCAGCCGUCGCGCUGGUACGUGGGCGGGAUCGUGUCGUGGGGCAUCAAGUGCGCGCACCCGCGGCUGCCGGGCGUGUACGCGUACGUGCCGCGCUACGUGGCCUGGAUCCAGCGCCAGAUCGCGCUCUACAACGACGACGCCGCGCGCUCCGACGACAUCUGA